AUGUUUCUGGUACUUACAUAUAUUAUUAUAAUUUUGUAUAGGUUUCAUUGUUCACCUGAUGGACGUGCGACUUGUCGCUCGGUGCCUGGAUUAACUAAGGAUCAACUUGAACUUUGCUAUAAAGCCAGUGAUGUAGCAAAUGCAGCCCUUGAGGGUCUCGGUAUGGCGAUUCGUGAAUGCCAAUUACAGUUUCUAUGGCAUCGUUGGAAUUGCUCAUCCCUUAGCACAAAAAUUCGCAACCCACAUGUGUCAAAUCUUCUUAAAAAAGGAUACAGAGAAAGUGCAUUUGCAUUUGCGAUCUCGGCAGCAGGUGUAGCCCACAAUGUUGCCCGGGCUUGUAGCCAAGGUCGAUUGGUAUCUUGCGGUUGUGAUCCUUCAAUCAAUCGCAAAACGCUGAGUAAAAAUCUUCGAAGAAGCCUUGAUAAAGAAAAAAAGCUGUUUCUUCAGUACUUAGAAACAAAUCAAAUACUCACACCCGAAGAAGAAAAAAAACACGAACGUGCGAAAAUCACCAGCCGUUGGAAAUGGGGAGGUUGUUCCCAUAAUAUGGACUUCGGCGUUGAAUUUUCUAAAUUAUUUUUGGAUUGUCGGGAAAAAGCCGGAGAUGUUCAAUCAAAAAUUAACCUACAUAAUAAUAAUGCUGGAAGGAUUGCCGUUUCUAACAACAUGGAGUUGCGAUGUAAAUGUCAUGGAAUGUCCGGCAGUUGCCAAUUGAAAACAUGCUGGAAAUCUGCGCCUAACUUUCACAUAGUAGGCAAAGUCCUAAAACAUCAGUUUCGACGAGCUAUAUUAGUUGACCAAUCGAACUUUGGAAAUGGAGAACCGAUUGUCGUACUAAAGCGUUCACGCAAUAAAAAGCUUAAUUCAGCUAAAAAAAUCGAACGAGUAGACGAACGGGAAGGCAAUGACCGGCCUAUUCGUAAAACAAAGACGAAUAAACAUGAAGAAAGGUCAGCAGGGUCGCUCGAAACAUCAUUAUUUUAUUACCAAAGAUCCCCGAAUUUUUGUGAGCGAGACUUGACCGCAGAUAUCCAAGGUACAUCGGGACGAAGGUGCAAUCUAAACAGUACUGUCAGCGACGGUUGCACAUCAUUGUGUUGUGGCCGCGGUUACAGUUUGGUAAAGGAAGAGCGGGCUGAGCGUUGUCAUUGCAAGUUUCACUGGUGCUGCAACGUAGAAUGCGAUGAAUGUCAAGUUGAAGAAUGGAUAAGUGUUUGCAAUUAACAUUUGUUCAACUUAAUGUUUUUUUGCACAAAGAAAAAUCGUUAAUUAAAUCAAUCAGAAUUUAUUGGUAAA
Anastrepha ludens (Mexican fruit fly) is the source of this 1296-nucleotide messenger RNA. RefSeq names its product protein Wnt-10b (gene Wnt10). Gene Ontology annotation, cellular component: extracellular region. The transcript has 6 exons. The coding region runs from base 1 to 1224 and encodes 407 amino acids. The record is from RefSeq and is a predicted model, not a curated record. NCBI's taxonomy places the organism in Eukaryota, Metazoa, Arthropoda, Insecta, Diptera, Tephritidae. Gene Ontology annotation, molecular function: frizzled binding; cytokine activity. Gene Ontology annotation, biological process: multicellular organism development; canonical Wnt signaling pathway; neuron differentiation.